CCGCCGAGCCUUCAACUGUUGCCAUUGAUUUCCGGGGAUUGCCAAACCUGCCGCCAGGGGGACACGCGAGCGCCAUAUCGAUUCCGACGUCCACCCAGUGUCCCGCCGCAGUCCAUACUCAGUUUCACACGCCACCCUCACACCCGCAGCCACUCACACGCCUCACACGCCCUCCCACAAUCACGAUAGCUAGCCACGACGCACGCCAACACACGCCAGGAAACCGGAGCGUCGCAGGGAGUCCACCCUUACCCCGAAGCUGAGGUCAGAGCCACCGCAAGGAUCCGAACGCGAGUAGGAGUUGUGGUGGUCGGGUCUUGGCACAGUGAGACGCUCUUCGGAGGCAACAGGAACGGUGGCUGUGUAGUUCUUCAGUAGCAGCUGGAACAACCAAACAACCUACAAAAAUCAACCCAACAACAUCCAACAACCAACCACCACCACCACUUCCCCCAACACCAGGUCACCCACCACCACUACCACAACCCACCACCAUCACCACUACCAUAACUACCCCCUUUCCACACCCCAGACUAACGGAGGAAGUUUAGUGUGAGAGAAGAGGAAGAAGACAGGCAGCAGAAAGAAAAGUGUCUGUGGAAGAUAACUCGCGCUCUUCUCUACCUCCCUUUUACUCACCCCUCUUCACCCAACCGCCCAAGUGCCGUCCCAAACGCCCCUCUCACCUUCCGCCACCACCAUACUCGGUUCCAUCUGUGAGUGCAGUCCACCUGAAGCCGGCAAAAUUUCCUUCUCCAGCUUCAAAGCCUCUUUCUCAAGCAAUGUUAACUAUCUCAAGAGAAGUGUGUCUCCGCAGCGUGCAAUCCUCCUCCACCUCGGCACUUGAGGCCUUCGGGGGGACCACAGUGACGGAGGGGCGCUUCCGGAGAAACAGGUUCUCUUCCGGGGAUCUCUCCGCUGAGUGCGAUGAUGAAGAGGCGAGUUUACGAAAACAAGAAAUUAUUACCCAACAGCCGGACGAGAGCAGAGACGAGGUCGAGAGGGUAGAGGGGUCUCCACAGCCUCCUGUCCCAAGGCCUCCCCCUCAAGGUCAAGGUUCAGAGUCGGUUCAAGGGCCACCAAAGCCUCAAGGAAAGCCUCAGGUGAGCAGUAACAGCAGCAGCGUGGGGGGAGGCGCGGGCACGACUAACUAUGGCUCCAGCGACACCACCACGCCCGCGCCCACGUCGGGGUCGAGUGGGGGAGGAGGAUUCAGUCUUAACUUUUCAAGGCCUGGAUCACGGACCACCUCAGCCCCCUCGUCCCCCUCCAAAACUAGGGAGAGCUUCCUUCAGCGCGUGUCCUCACUGACGGGGGCGGUGCGAAGCGAGGUUCAGGCACAGGUCAGGCCCGCGUACAACAAGGACCGCUGCUUCACCCUCCUUGUUAUAGAUGACCAAAACACAGACUGGUCUAAGUACUUCCGAGGCAAGCGAAUCCACGGGGACUGGGACAUCCGAGUGGAACAGGCAGAGUUUCGUGAGCUAAGCGUGACAGCCUCAUCAGACAGCGGCGUGAACGUGUCCAUGGUGGUGUACAGGAACGGGGCUAAAGUGGUGAGAUCCUUCAAACCAGACUUCGUGCUGAUCCGCCAGAACUUGAGGGACGCCGGGGAGGACUAUAAGAAUAUCUUACUCGCCCUAAAGUUCGGUGGAGUUCCUUCCAUCAACAACAUCAACGCCAUCUAUAACUUCCAGGACAAGCCGUGGGUGUUUGCUCACAUGAUGGAGAUUCAGAAGCGAGUUGGCAAAGAGCAUUUCCCAUUGAUAGAACAGAGCUACUUCCCCAACCACAAAGAAAUGAUGUCGGCGAGCCGCUACCCGUGUGUGUUCAAGAUCGGUCACGCCCACGGGGGUUUGGGUAAGAUAAGGGUGGAGAGCAACGCAGAUUUCCAAGACAUGGCGAGCGUGGUAGCCGUGGCGAACACCUACUGCACAACGGAGCCUUAUAUCGAUGCCAAGUUUGAUGUGCAUAUACAGAAGAUCGGCGCCAUGUACAAGUGUUUCCAGAGGAAAUCGAUUUCUGGAAACUGGAAGACGAACACUGGCUCUGCUAUGCUGGAACAGACCGCCAUGACGGAGAGGUACAAGAUGUGGGUGGAUGAGGUAUCAGCACUGUUCGGGGGGCUUGACAUCUGCGCCAUUGAAGCCAUUGUGGACAAGACAGGAAACGAGCACAUCAUUGAGGUUAACGACUCGGCCCUUACACUCAUGGGCGACUCACAGGAAGACGACAGAAGGUACAUCGCGGAGCUGGUCGCCAUUAAGAUGCAGGACAACUGCCUUCCUCAGGGGGUGACGCGGCCGGCGGAGCUCAUCAGGGGCGCCUCCCGCCAGUCUCUGACCGGCCCCCAGACCUCCAGGGGCGGGUCGCCCACUGAGGAAACUUCGCGCCUGACCAUGGGAGAGACCCCAGUCCCCGGUGGCUCCCCAAAUCAACAGCGACGAGACUCUCAGGCCUCCCAAUCGAGCAGCAUGAGUGGCUUCAGCAGUGCCAGCGGAACGAGGCGGCCUGUGGACGACAGCAGUCAGUCGUCCCAGCAGUCUGCACAACAGAAAGGCUCCCUCUUCGGCCGCCAGACCUCCGUGACGGCGUCCACAGAGGGGCCCACCGCCCCUGGCACGGGUGACGAUGCUGAGGACACGAUGAAGAACCUUCGCAAGACCUUCGCUGGUAUCUUCGGCGAUAUGUAGGCCCAAGAAACCUUAGACUCGAGAUUCGCGCCCCGAUAGGUAAUAUACACUUAAACGAGUCUGGCUAGCGGUGCGCGCGCGAGCCUCCCGCAAUAAUACUAAUAGUCCCCACUUCAACAAGAUAAAUUAUCUCGGUUAUAAGAGAAUGUGCAAGCAACGAGUGCCCAAGUCUAUGUCCUCCUCCUACUCAGUAAUCGCCAGAGGCUCAUGAAUUUCAUUAACAAGAUAAAACGAACCAAAAAAAAAAAAAGAAGAUACAUUGUUAAUUAUUUUUAUUGAUAGUCUGUAAUCUGCCUUAAACCCAACAGAGUUGUCUAAACGAAAACUUGACCACGUAGACAGCGCCAUUUCCUGGCUGACACACCUAGAGAUACACACACACGUAAGGGUUAUGAUGCUUACUCUUAUCCAUCAGUAUUCGUGACUGGGUUGCCUGCUAUACCUAACCACCCGUCACAACAGCUCUCUCUAUCUCUGUCCUCCUAAGAAGCUUCGACGUACACCUCCAUCCCCUCCCUCUUUUCCUCUUCCAGUACACGCCAUCAUCCCAGCCUUAACACAAUCACAUAGAGCUCAUUGUUACUGUUGGAUCGUCCACUGGUCAUGAGGAGACACCCCGCCCUCGUGGUUGUUUUUAUAUAUGAAAGCAAAUUAGUUUCCGUGAAAAGCGAAAACAUAUGACGAAACUAGAUAUAUACAGCUUUCUUUUCUAUUUAAGAUCGUGAUUCGGAGGCACUUUUUAUUUUUCUUCUCAGAUGUUGUAAAUUAAUUCCCAUUUUUCAUAAAAGGAAAUGGAAACGUCUGAAGGGGAAACCAAUAUAUAAGGAACACUGACGCCUCCACUUAGCGUAGUGAGGUGCAAGUCACGGGUGUUCAAGAACCGAGGAUCAAUAAGGAGUCAAUCACAACGGGGAAUAGAAAAAAUUAAACGAUACACUAUAUCUACGUAGCAACUUUUAGGCGAGCUUUAUAGGAUCAGUACCAAGUCGUAGUGUGUCUGAGGCGUCUCCAGCGAUACGUUAACCGACGGUGAAAAAAUAAAACAUGUGGAUCUGGUAAAGAUGGACGAACACCGUAGUAGAAUUUACAGUUAUUCCUCUUUCUUUUUCAAUCAAUAAUGGGAAGCUAACGAUACUUCUUUUUAUCAUUAGUGGGACGGUAACGAGUCUCUCCAACGAGAUUUCAGUAGUCCAAGAGUUAAUUUUUCGUCCUAGGUUGAGCCACGGCUCCCGCGGCUUCGGCAAACGAUCAGCCUUUGGAGUUUGAGGUCACGUGAUUCCAAAGCGACAAUCAGAUUCUUCCGGUCAACUCUUAUUCCUUUGCCUUGAAAACCAAGUAAAUAAAGAUCAAUAUAAUACUCUUCCACCUAAGAAAAAUAUGGAACAAAAGAAAUUAAUAAUUAUACAUCUUCUACACAUCAUCCAAUUAGCUUAGGUCACGUGACUUCAGGCGCCAAAAAAAAAAAGAAAAAAAAACGCAUUAUAAAAGUACCAACCACAAAACGAAACAAUAAAAUGGGGGGUUAGAAAAGAAGAGUAAAAUCGAAGAAACAAAUAGCUGAUCUAAAACAUCUCCUGCCGAAGAGAUGAUCACGUGGGAGCACCGCUGACUGCCAACCCAAGGCAAACACCAAACAUCACAAAAACACCCCCUAAAAAAUGUUGUUAGCAAUAUCGCUCUGUGUUGUUUACUCUCGUGGGUGGACUUCCUCUGGCUGUUUGUGCUGUGCGUGGAUCUUGAUGUGUUUGUUCGUCUUUUAUUGACCUUAAACUUCGUGAUUGUCUAUAAAAAAAAAAAACUGUAAUACACUUUCUAGCGUGUUUUUGAUGGCAUCGGCGGCGGCGACCCACAGAUGAGCCUCUUACGUACACUAUAUGCGCAGACCUUCCUUCUUCCGUUUUCUAUUAAAGUUAAGCUUGUCAGUAUUUCCCCGUGUCUUUCGGAAUCUCUGGAAUGAGAAUCGUGCUACAAUUCGGACCAGCCUUCAAAAUUUCAAUUCUGGGGACAGGGGAAUGAUAUUAGUGCUUCAUUAUAUCGGAUUUCAAGAUAUCGAGAGAAGGAGAACGGAGAUGCAGUGUGGAAAGGAACAAGAUGUGAAGGAAGUAAAAUGAGUAAGAGGCAUAAUAUAGAGGAAGUGAUCUGGAAGAGGAAUAGGGAUUGAAAAAUGGAUAUGAAAGAUAAGAAUUAGUGAGAGAAAAAACGUGAUGUAACGAGUUUGUUCUUUGAAAUACAUGCUAAAUUGAUCUACCCAUGAGGGAGGGAGGAGAAAUCAGUCUUUUAUGAUUUUCCUUUGCCGGGAGUCGAACCCGUUCACCGUACGAUCAAAGAAGGCAGGAAGGCCAGUUAUACCGUUGUACCAGAGGAUACCCACCGGUUCAGGACAGAUUGUAGUGAAGAGAUUAUAGUGAAAUGAAAAUGAAUAAUGCAGAUAAUGGAGAGAAGGAGGCUUAACAGAUUAGGAUGAGAUAAAGACGAAGAUUAAAAGAGAUUAUUAGGACUAAGAACGGUUGGAAUAAAAAUAAAGGAUGUGAAUAGUGAGGGUGGGGUAAAUGUAUUGUUUCCACGGAAAAUAAAAUGAGGCUGAAAAGAUGAGGAUAAGACAAAGACAAAGAAUUAAAGAGACUAUUACGACUAGGGAAAAAAAGGAACAGAAAGAAAGGAUGUGCAUGGAGGAAAGGGAGGGGGAGAAGACAUGUGUUAAGGGAGAGGCUGCCGAAGAGAUGAGAAUAUACUCAACACAAAAGGCGAUGAAUUAAAGAUUAUUAGGAUUAGGGAUGAUGGGAACAGAGAGAAAUGAUAAGCAUGGAGGGGAAGGGGUAGAAGAUGUAUGUUUGGUGGGAGGCUGAAGAGAGGAGACUAUAAUAGACAAAAUACGAUGAAUUAAUGAAAUUAUUAGCAUUAGGGAUAAAGGGAACAAAAAUAAACGAUGUGCACAGGGGGUGACGUGUCUGUGUGUCGCCGCUGUCCUCUCGUUACGAUCAUUGUCCGUGUAAGGAGCAUCAGUUGCCUUGGUCCUAUAUCAUCAAACCUUCGUAUAUGUUCAGCAUGUGUACUCACUCCUUUAAGAGAUAGGAUAUUAAAGAGAACAAAAGCAAGAAGUAAAAAUAUAUAUAACAUUAUACCCUAGUUACCUACUAAGUACUUCUGACGUGUUUCACAGGAAGAGUCUGUCUGUUAUUCACGUUUAUUUUUUUGUUGGUUGUUGUUUGUAAGUUUUUUGUUGAAGAGUUUGUACUAUAAUGUUGAAGUCUCCUGGCUCUUGCGGAGUGAGAGAUGUCCUGUGUUAUGUUUAUUCUCUCUCUCUCUCUCUCUCUCUCUCUCUCUCUCUCUCUCUCUCUCUCUCUCUCUCUCUCUCUCUCUCUCUCUCUCUCUCUCUCUCAUCUAUACCAUCACCGUUUGAGUUAUUCAGCAUCCUUCCUUUUCAAAAUACUAAACAUAUCUUUAUUUUACUGAGAGCGUCAUUCGCUACUGCAAUAAUAAUAAUAAUAAUAAUAAUAAUAAUAAUAAUAAUAAUAAUAAUAAUAAUAAUGUUAAAAGCAGAGCCUAUGACGCCAAUGUAUGUCGGUCUGUCUGUCAAUCUGUAUUCAUCCUAAUUUAAUUUUCCGUAUUAUUUCAAGGUCAUUUAAUCCCCCUCCCUCUAUUCCUUUUCUUCCUUUCUCUCUCUCAUUGAAAAAAAAAAAAAACAUCCAUCUUUAUUAUCCUUAUCAUCUCAAUGUUUCCCGUUCUUUAUUGUUCGAAAUCUUUCGUUCAUCUAUGCUAUUCCACCAACUGAGCUCUCAAUAUCUCUCUCUCUCUCUCUCUCUCUCUCUCUCUCUCUCUCGCAGAGCUCCGCAAGGGCCGGGAGCUACACCGAAGAAUCUGGGGUAUAGGAGCCUUAGAAUCCUUCGGUGAUAGAUCGGUGUGUGUGUGUGUGUGUGUGUGUGUGUGUGUGUGUAUGUGUGUGUGUGUGUGUGUGUGUGUGUGUGUGUGUGUGUGCGUGAACGUGCGUGUGUGUGACCUCAAUUAUCAUAUCCAUGUAAGGCCUUUCCUACGUUCGCUUGUCCUUUUGUUUCUACGAUUCUUGUCCAUAUACCGAAGAGAACAGCUGAUUGGCACUGCCAUAGAUAAAUAGGUCAUUUCCGUGUCCGGGAUAACGCAUGGGGCGAGGGUGUUCAGAAGGUUCUCAUUGUUUUAGGCACAAAUGGAAAGUUGUGUGAAGGUCGUGAUUAUUUUCGAUGUUGAUGUCGAUGCGAAGGACGCGGUCUGAGUCUUUACGUUGAUCUGCGGUGUGGUGGUUGACCUGACCUGACCUGUCCUGCCUCACUCAGCCUGACCUUAAGCUUACCUUUCCGUCUGUAGUGGACCUCUUAAUCUCUCUGACGCUUUGACAAUACAUGUCUCUCUUAGCUAUUUAACCUAUCCAUUGUAAUAGACUUCUCAAAGUCUCUCUAGCAUCUCUUUCACCAUUUUUCUGGCCUCUCACAAUAACCAAAAUGCGUGCAUAAUGUAGUGCAAAGAUGCGGUGAUACCCUAAUUCUAUCCCCUGAAAGACUUGCAUUUUGUGACAUAACUGGAAAACUACACAAUAAUCUAUCUCUUUCCCUAUCUAUCUAUUGUCUAUCUCACUAAUAAUUCUUCUCACUGGAUUCCUGUAACAUUUCCAUUCCGGUGUUGGUCAGUUCAUACUGGGUGAGGUAGGGUUCCAACAGGUGCCCACUCACAUCCGAUUACGUUGUUUAUUUGUUGUUGGAUUUGUACGUACUGCUACUACACCCACAACACCUGUUUUUAUAUGGAUCUAGAGUGUCUUGGAUGUGUUGUGUAUACAGUCUUGUAGAGUAUUCUGACGAACGUAGGUUGUGUCUUUUAAUUUCACAUACUUAACGUCUCUAACCUUUCUGUCUUUAUUCUUCUUUCUUUUCAUUAACACAACUCCCUUCCUCAGCUCCUUUAAAGCCCAGUUGAUUAUAAUAUAUCUCCUUCUAUUCCAAUAAGCUUCCAAGUAAAGGAGAAUAGUUAGCUGAGUAUUUUCAAAGAUGUCACUUACAGAUUUUGAUUAGCUAUGAAUAAUAAUGGGGAUUAUGUGCAUUAAGUUUCCAGACGUUAUCUUGUUUCUCCUAUCUAUUUACUCUCUCUCUCUCUCUCUCUCUCUCUCUCUCUCUCUCUCUCUCUCUCUCUCUCUCUCUCUCUCUCUCUCUCUCUCUCUCUGCUCAGAUGGUGACUAGAAGAUCAGGUGGUAACGGUGGGACAUAAUGUAGCGACACCUUAAACGUAACAGAACCAACAACAAGUUAGAAACGACUUGAAAAACUCUUGAAAACGUAUUAAAAACUUGGAAAUUUAAUAUGAAAAAACUCCUGGUAAUGAGAUAAACUGAUAAAUGAAAACAUAAAAACCGACGUUACAGAAGUGAAACAAAAACAAAGCAGCAAAAUGAGUAAUACCACCAAACAAACGUUGAUUAUAAAGUAUCUGAAAAUGUUUGAACAAUCACCUUAGUUAACAACACCUAGACUAAUCGAUACUGUAAUCUUAAAAGCCUUAUGUCGAAAAGUUUUAACAAUACCGAAAACCUUAUAAGUAGAAUUCUUGAAGGGUGUCUAAAAUAUUUACCACUUUUUCUUCGUUUUCCUUUGCGCAUCAAGACGUAUGAUGAAGAGCAAGGGACAAAGUGUGUGCAAUGGUACAGAGAAGAACGAGGCGUACAACGGGUAGCAAAGUGUUAUGCAAAGAACGAAACAGCUUGAAGAAUUCCUAAACAAUGAAAGUAAUGUCUUAGUACACAACCACACUCGCACACACAUCAUAAAAAGACAGACAAACAAACAGAUCGUACAAAGCAGGUGAUUAAAAUGUGAUGAAAAAUGUAAAUGAACAAACAAACUAAGGUACGAAAAUAACGACGAAAGUCAACUCAAAACAUGCAUAAAAAAAAACAUAAAAAAACGAUAACGCAUAAAAAUGAUACAUGAAAAACAAUAUUAUGUAAGAAACCAACCUUUUAAACGAGUGUAUAUAUAAACAAAAUAAGUGUUCUCCCACUUGUGCUAACCUUCCCAACUGAGCAGGAAUGUAACAACAAAACAUGAUAACUAGUAGAGCGACACAACACAACAUCCCUUUCCCAGUUUGAUACCCAACCCUUUUUUUUUUUUCUUAAGUUCUAGGAUAAAACAUGAAGCCAGACUUAUGAUAAACCAAACAUUUUCGCUUUCUUCCUUAGACUUUUUCUCCCUCAUUUGAUGGACAGAUUCUCAUUAUCAUUAUUAUUAUUAUUAUUAUUAUUAUUAUUAUUAUUAUUAUUAUUAUUAUUAUUAUUAUCAUUAUUACUAUUAUUAUCAUUACUUGCUGCGAUAUUCUAGUCAUUUUUGUACAUAAAGACUCUGUUAAUGUAAAUUUGUGUACAUAACAUUAAUUGCCGUCACACACAGAUUCUUAUCAUUGUGUUUGCUUGGACUAAGGAGUAAUAAGUAAAAUAAAUAAAUAAAUAGAUUAAUAUAAGUAAAAUGAUGUCCUCCGAGCGUUUGUUUGGCGCGGCGUGAGGCCAAGUUGUUUGUAAGGUUAAAACAAGAUGAAUAAAAGUUAUGUGUCGUCCAAAAAACC
Eriocheir sinensis (Chinese mitten crab) is the source of this 9275-nucleotide messenger RNA. It is a transcript of the gene Syn, whose product is annotated as synapsin-like. The transcript is spliced from 17 exons. Gene Ontology annotation, biological process: neurotransmitter secretion. The coding region runs from base 783 to 2693 and encodes 636 amino acids. The record is from RefSeq and is a predicted model, not a curated record. Gene Ontology annotation, molecular function: ATP binding. Gene Ontology annotation, cellular component: synaptic vesicle membrane; synaptic vesicle. Lineage: Eukaryota; Metazoa; Arthropoda; Malacostraca; Decapoda; Varunidae.